Messenger RNA from Brassica napus (rape), 2172 nucleotides. RefSeq lists its product as uncharacterized. Gene Ontology annotation, molecular function: zinc ion binding. The coding region runs from base 1 to 2172 and encodes 723 amino acids. Lineage: Eukaryota; Viridiplantae; Streptophyta; Magnoliopsida; Brassicales; Brassicaceae. The record is from RefSeq and is a predicted model, not a curated record. The transcript has 3 exons.
AUGGAAGUUUUGUGCAUCUGUGGACAAUGGAUCUCAAAAGAAUAUCUCCAGUGGGAGUUUCUUGUUGAUUUGAAGAGGAAUGCAUCAAUUAUUUCCAUAGAAGAAGAUCUACUGUAUGAAGAUUUGAUGAAGAUUGUCUCUGAAGAUUUUAGUGUUAAAGAGGAAGAAAUCAGUUUGAGUUAUGGUGUUUCUACAGUUCCUCUGAAUGCUCUUCCGGAUUUUAGUCCUGUCCAUAUUGGACUUUUGCAGGUUAGUAUUGAUCCAGCUAGCUGUAACACUCAAGCUUCUGAUACAUUUGCUUCUCCUGUUCCAUUGAAUGUCAAUCCAAUGAUUCUUUCUACUGUGCAGAGAGAAAAACAGAGUCUUCUAUAUGAAGGUGUUUCUGCAGUUCCUCUGAAUGCUCUUCCGGAUUUUAGCCCUGUCCAUAUUGGACUUUCACCAACCACGAGAGGAGCUGGCGAUAUUAAGGUGAAUAGCUAUUUUAAGACAAAGAGAGAGUUGAUGUUGAGGAUGAAGAAAUGGGCUUUAGAGUGGAAGUUUGAGUACAAGACUGUCUCUUCUAACAAGUCAAGAGUGCUUUUGAGCUGUGUUGAUGAAAAUUGCACGUGGAGGAUGCGUGCUAUCAAGCUACCUCUUUCAGAUUUUUUCGUUGUUGAAAAGUAUGUUCAUGAGCAUACAUGCGAUACAACACACAGGAAAGCCAACCACAGACAAGCAUCUGCAAAGUUGUUGGGUUCUUUGAUUUGCAGCAAUUAUGGAGAAAAAAAGGAAGGUCUCAAACCGAAACAGAUCAUUGAACAGGUCAGGAUGCUGCAUGGUGUUCACAUCAAUUACAAACAAGCUUGGAGAGUGAGAGAAGAAGCUCAGAUUUUGGUUAGAGGGACUCCUGAAGACAGCUAUUACAAUUUGUCUAGGUGGUUGUAUAAAAUCACAGAAACAAACCCUGAUUCCUUGACUUAUCAACAUGUGGAUGCUACAGGAAAGUUCAAGUAUGCAUUUGUGGCUUUUGGUCCUUCGAUAAGGGGAUUCUCAUUGAUGAGGAGAGUUAUUGCAGUAGAUGGUACAUUUCUGAAGGGAAAAUUCAAUGGGACUUUAUUGGCAGCUUGUGCUCAAGAUGGGAAUUAUCAUCAAUAUCCUCUCGCCUUUGCAGUGGUUGACGCGGAAAAUGGCGCCUCUUGGAAAUGGUUCUUUAGAGGUUUGAGCCAGAAGAUCCCAGACGCUUCGGAUCUUGUUUUUGUAUCAGACAGGGCUAACUCCAUUUCUUCAGCGUUGGAGGAUGUAUAUCCCUUAUCUCACCAUGGAAUUUGCAGGAUCCAUCUGCUCCGCAACAUCACUCCUACAUAUGCGAAGACUGGGUUGCUACCUCUGGUGGAAAGCGCUGCUGAUGCCUAUACGUGUCACGAGUUUUGGUUAAUCUUCAAUGACAUAAAGGAUAAAUGUCCUGAAUUGGCUAAGUAUCUGGAAGAUUCUGAUUUUAGGAAGUGGGCACGAAGCUAUGCGCCUGCGAACAGGUAUAAUAUCAUGACUACCAACAUUGCAGAGUCUCUCAAUUCUAUGUUGAGGAUGCCUCGUGAGUUGCCCAUUAUCUCUCUCCUUGAAACUAUCAGAUUGACGAUGACCACUUGGUUUUUUGAGCGACGCGAAGCGGCUGUGAAACAUAAGCACCUGGUUACUCCAAAAGUUGUGCAGAAAUUGGUAUCUAGGUUAGGGGCCGCAAUGUUGUUGAAUGUGUAUCAAGUUGAUCGAAGCGAGUUUGAGGUGAAGAAUGAAACAAUGAAGUUUGUUGUUGACUUGGAGAAGCGGCAUUGCACAUGUAAUGUUUUCGACAUUGACAAGAUCCCCUGCAUCCAUGCCAUCGCUGCUGCUAAGCAUAUCAAGAGAGAUGAAAACCUUUUUGUUGAUGCUUCUCACUUGACAGAAACGUGGGCUAAAGCUUAUGCUGAAAGCAUACAUCCUGGUGGAGAGUUGUCAACGUCCACCUAUCCAGAGAAUAUUGAUGAACUGUCUUGCCCACCUCCAGCUACCAAAAAGAAAAGUGGACGCCCUCCUACAAAGAGAAAGAGAUCCGUUGGCGAGUUUGGGGUUCCUGGAUCUAAAUCUCAGUCCCACAAGUGCAGCAGAUGUGGCACAGGAGGGCACAACAAGAGCACAUGCGAGAGGCCUAUAGGAUGA